AUGUACGCCGCUCAGAAUAUAACGCCAACAGUUUUGGAUGCCAUGAACGGAAAUGUUUCCGAAUGGUAUAACGAAUGCGACAAUGCCAUUAGAAGGUCAGAAAUAGUUCCUGGAACUUACGAAUAUACAACUGCUGUUUCUUAUGGAAACGUAGGUGAGUUUGGAGAAGGUUCUUCAACAACAGUAGAUAUUGCUUGCGACAGGUUUCAUAUUAUUUCUAUUGACAACUCAUUCUUAUAUGUGGAACAAGACAUUGAAAUAAAACCUUCUGCCAAGUUGUCUGACAAGAAAGGUUGCAAUGGAAUUUUCUAUGUCGGAUACCAAUAUGCUCCAGAAGUUUUCAUGGGAUAUAAGAUAUAUUCUAACUCUGACUUAGUUCAAACAGUAACAUGGGCAAACUAUGAAUGGUUCGCUUUGAGAAACUCAGUACAACCACAAGCUAGAGAACAAACAGACCAGUAUGCAACUAUUGAGAAAAUAAGAAGACUUGACCCUAACGUUCCAGGAGUUUAUGUUAACCUUUCUGGUUCAGAUGGAAAUGCUGUCACUAAAGUAAAACUGAAACUUAGAGUUCCUUUGUCAUC
Trichomonas vaginalis G3 is the source of this 584-nucleotide messenger RNA. RefSeq lists its product as uncharacterized. The annotation marks the transcript as partial. The transcript has a single exon. Lineage: Eukaryota; Parabasalia; Trichomonadida; Trichomonadidae. The record is from RefSeq and is a predicted model, not a curated record.